Messenger RNA from Durusdinium trenchii, 2097 nucleotides. The record is from the annotation of a GenBank genome assembly. Lineage: Eukaryota; Dinophyceae; Suessiales; Symbiodiniaceae.
AUGGAGAUCGAGGUCUUUGAACUCAUGAUGCAAGUCUACCAACCUCCUCCUUCAGACAUGCUCGGGAACUUCAAGCUGCCAAUCUUUGCAGCUGCCAUGGUCAUGGUGAUGGGUUACCAGUUUGUCAAGCAGAAGAGUCCCUUUGAGACAGGGGAGGACGUAAAAUCCUGCUCCCCAGAUGACUUGCAACAAUUGCUCGAGCACCUCAGUGAAGACAGUCGCAGCAAGCUUUUGGAUGCUUUAGGGUCUGACAAUUCAUCGAAGGAACGGGUUGCAGAAGGUGCGGUGAGCCCAGCCAGCAUUCUUACAUCAUUCUGGAGGAAAAAGCUAGGACAAGAAGGCUCCACAGGCAUUCCGAUAGUCAAGGCAGCUGAUUUGGGCGUGAUCUCUCGCAGCGCGAAAAAGUUUGAAGGCAAAGGCGGCCAUGACCCCUGGUUUGGACCCACGGCCUUUACGGUCUUCGGUGAACGAUGGACCCUGGACGACUUUUUGGGUGCAGGUGCCUUUGGACAAAGCUACUUGGCCACUCAUGAGCCCACAGGGCAUCGCUAUGUGAUGAAAUUCUUGUCCAGAGACAAUGAUCGUGAGUUGAAGUUUCUCAAGCAGGCACCAUUUCAAGUCUUUCAGCAUCCCAAUGUGAUCACCUACGUGGGCUUGGCCACUCACAUUGGUCGAGGAUGCGAAUCCUGGAAUCCAGCCAGGCACAUUGUGGUCAUGGAGGCCAUCCCCAAUGGAGAGCUCUUUGAUCUCAUCACUGCAGAGGGGGCGGUCUUAACUGAUGGGACCAUGCGUAGGUUGGUGCAUGGCAUCAUAAAUGGAAUGGCGGAGCUUUGCAAGUAUGGGGUCACCCACAGGGACCUCAAGCCCGACAACCUCUUGAUCGACGAAAAUGGGCAGGUGGUCAUCAUCGACCUGGGUUGUGCCAACUUGGUGCAGUGGCUUCAUGAAGAUGAUGAAGGUGAAGAGGUUGGCAGUCCUGUGCGCAUCGCCGAAUUGAAAUCACAGGGUUCGAAAUUCAUGCGCGAGCAGACGGCUGCUGUUGGGACUGAUCUUUACCAUGCUCCUGAGUAUGGGAAAAAGAUGUAUGACAGUGAGAAGGCGGACGUUUUCACUGUGGGCAUCCUUGUCUUUCUUCUUCGGCAGCCCAUUCCACCCUUUCAUUCCUACUUUGGCGGUUUGAAGGUCAUCACGGAUGAGGGUGCUCCGGCCAAAUGGUGGAGCCACAAGGAAUUUCAGGCAUUUGCGGGAGACGAAGGUCUCAAGGACCUGAUCAACUGUUUGUGGGCCUUGACCCCGGAGAAGCGUCCGACCUUCCAGCAGCUUCAAGCUGCUAUGGCAGGUGACGAGGACAUCCUCGAGUUGUACCCCAAACUCCGUUGGCUCAAAGGCCCUUUGUCUGGGCCUUUGGAGUAUGUCCGUGAGAUUCGAGCACGAAGACCAAACCUCUCGUUGAAGUGCACCGGGGUGGUGGAGGCUUUGGCCCUCUACAAUCGAGGCUUUGAGUCGGCCGACGCCGCUUUCCAUGCGGCCAAUCAGAGUGGUUCUGGCAAACUUUCAGCCACAGAGCUCACUGCGAGCUUGAGCAAUCGGAACGGAGUCAUCACUGCCGAGAGUGUGGCAGAUUUGAUGAAUCGUUACAUGAGCAAGGAUUGUCAAGAAAUGACCCUUGAACAGUAUCGAGUCAUGGCAAAGGCCUGGGAGUUCGGUGGCCGGCCCAUUGUGCAUGACGUUGGGAAGAUGAACUCGAGACACUUUGCUUGGAGUCGACGCCAGAAUGGAUCCACCUUGGAACAGGAGAUUGCUGAGUUCACCUCGCAGGUGUCGAAGGCUUUCACAUCAGCAGGGUAUGCAGUGGAAAGCGUCUCCAAUGCAGUUGAUGCCAAGAACUAUGAGAACUCCUCGGCCUUCACAGUGAACAUGGGAAGCCAACUUUGCAGAUUGCGUGUCAGUACUUUCACCUUGGAGGAGAAGCUCAUUGUGCAAAGCAGGAGGUUAUGGGGAUCGUCCGUAGAAGAGCUCUUGAUGCUGCAGCAAAUGAACAACGACCUUGUGGAGAUCUGGGGCUCUCGCGUCUCGCCUCCCUCUUCCUUGGCUUGA